Molecule: messenger RNA, 463 nt
Organism: Paramecium sonneborni
Lineage: Eukaryota; Ciliophora; Oligohymenophorea; Peniculida; Parameciidae
Source: the annotation of a GenBank genome assembly
AUGCUAAGAAUUUGGAUCCCUUACAUUUUAUAAAGACUACAUGAAUAUUCAAAUAAUCCAAAUUAAGAUAGAAGAAAGAAUAUAAUACAAUAUUUUUAUAGAGGAUAUAAAUUGAUUGAUAUUUUAGUAAAAUUUUAAUAUUUAUUAAGUGAUGAUCAGCAAAGUUAUGCUAUUUUUUAUUAUUUAAUAAAAUAAGAUUUGAUUAGAUUAGAUUCUAAAUGGAAUCUCCAUGGAAUGUUAUUUGUUUAUUUAGGAUUGAAAUUUUUAGAUUUUUAUUUUUCUAAAAAGUAAAAUAAUGUUUAGUAAAAGAAUUAGAUAAUUCAGGCACCUAAAUAGAUAGAUUCAAAAAAUGUAUAAAAAUAUUGUCCAAAAUGUAAGAGAAUUCCAUAAAUACCUAGAGUCUUAAAACAACAGGAUAUGUAUAUAGUUUAGGAUGUUUACAAUAAAUGGUAAUUAAGAAUGA